AGCUGAGCGUCGUUUCGCUUCGUUGUCCGCUGCCGUCCGUUGUCGGCAUCGUCGAGGUAUGGCGGCCCCCGAGGCGAUACAGGUUAGCUCCCUGCCGCUGCCGCCCGUCCAGUACAUCAAUCUGUACACGGACGAGAAUGUACGGCGCGGACGAGCACCGCGGCCGCCGCCGCCGAUCCACGACAGCUACUCCAUGUUCGGCAACGUUUUCAACGCGGACGACACCAUCAUCAGGCCGCUCGAGGCUCAGGGCAUCAAGAGACUGUAUCCGCAGCACUUCGACCGUCGGCGCGAGUUGAAGAAGCUCAAUCACUCGCUGCUCGUCAACUUCCUCGACCUGAUCGACCUGCUCGUUCAGUGCCCCGACAGCCCGAGGCGCGCGGAAAAGGUUGAAGAUCUCAGUCUGUUAUUCAUUCAUAUUCAUCACCUGUUAAAUGAAUUUCGACCACACCAGGCCAGGGAAACAUUGCGAGUUAUGAUGGAACUGCAGCGUAGGCAACGUCAUGAAACGGCACUGCGUUUUCAGAAGCACCUUGAAAAGGUUCAAGAAAUACUGCAGCAUGCCCUGCAGAUGCUCCCUGACACAGAACUAGACUCCAAACUUGCGAUAAACACAGAUGCCAUGGAGUCCAUCGAUAAUUUGGGCUUUGAACAACAGACUCAGGAUCCUUGUAGCCCAAGCGAUCGUAUUAUGUGUAAAGUGAUAGACGAUAUGCUUUCUUCGAAUGGAUUGUUCUGAAGCGUCGCUCGUCAUUUCCGAGUGUGCAAAUUGAUCUACCAAUAAAUAUGACGGAAUUAUUGCAAAUGUAAAUGUAACGGUAGUAGAUAAUGAUAAAACAAUGUUUUUUUUAAUGU
This is a messenger RNA of Solenopsis invicta (red fire ant), 855 nucleotides long. RefSeq names its product mediator of RNA polymerase II transcription subunit 7 (gene MED7). The record is from RefSeq and is a predicted model, not a curated record. The transcript is spliced from 3 exons. Bases 59 to 739 code for a protein of 226 amino acids. Gene Ontology annotation, molecular function: transcription coregulator activity. Gene Ontology annotation, cellular component: mediator complex; core mediator complex. NCBI's taxonomy places the organism in Eukaryota, Metazoa, Arthropoda, Insecta, Hymenoptera, Formicidae. Gene Ontology annotation, biological process: regulation of transcription by RNA polymerase II.